This is a messenger RNA of Rubroshorea leprosula, 1079 nucleotides long. The record is from the annotation of a GenBank genome assembly. NCBI's taxonomy places the organism in Eukaryota, Viridiplantae, Streptophyta, Magnoliopsida, Malvales, Dipterocarpaceae.
UUUUAAUACUGCCCUAAAAGACCAAAGCCCUUGAAAAGGUUGUACAACCCCUAACCAAGACUAGAAAGAGGGAAAAUUUCCGGUGUGUUUUAGUGUUUUAAGGAAAGGGAGAGAAAAAUGGGGAGAGGCAGAGUUGAGCUGAAGAGAAUAGAGAACAAAAUUAACAGGCAGGUUACAUUUGCCAAGAGAAGAAAUGGGUUGCUCAAGAAAGCCUAUGAGCUCUCAGUCCUCUGUGAAGCUGAGGUUGCUCUCAUCAUCUUCUCUAACCGUGGAAAGCUCUAUGAGUUCUGCAGCAGCUCUAGCAUGAUGAAAACAAUUGAGAAGUACCAAAAGUGCAGUUACGGUGCUCUGGACCCCAACCAACCAAUCAAUGAGACACAGAGCAGUUACCAGGAAUAUUUGAGGCUUAAAGCAAGAGUGGAAAUCCUGCAGCAAUCUCAGAGAAACCUUCUUGGUGAAGACUUGGCUCCACUCACCACGAAGGAGCUUGAGCAGCUUGAGCAUCAGCUGGAAGCAUCCUUGAAGCAGAUAAGGUCAACAAGGACUCAAUGCAUUCUUGAUCAGGUUGCUGAUCUUCAAAGCAAGGAACAGAUGCUGACUGAAGCUAAUAAAGCCUUGAGAAAGAAGUUGGAGGAAGCUUGGGCACAAGUUCCUCUUCGACUAGCAUGGGAGGCUGGAGGGCAGAACGUUCAAUACAGUCGUCCCCCACCUCAAUCGGAGGGGUUUUUCCAGCCUCUAGGAGGCAACUCCACAUUACAAAUUGGGUACAACCCUGUUGUUUCAGAAGAAAUGACCACCAUGGGCCAACAUCUCCAGAAUGUAAGCGGAUACAUCCCUGAAUGGAUGCUAUGAAUUGUUACCAGCCCUUUAACAUAACAUAAGAUUUGAAUUUGCCUGUGGAAUAUAUGUACCGUAUUCAUCUUUCACUAGUUUAAUUUCCUCCUUAGUUUGUAAUAUGUUUGUUAUGUAACAUGUAAAAUUAUAUAUGAAAGACCAAUAAAUAUAUAUAUGAUUGUAAGUUGUAAUGGCAUAAUGACAGCUACUUCUAAGCCCUUGAAUAAUAAAGACAAUGCUUGUUG